This is a messenger RNA of Branchiostoma belcheri (Belcher's lancelet), 1488 nucleotides long. RefSeq names its product tetraspanin-8-like. The transcript has 7 exons. Lineage: Eukaryota; Metazoa; Chordata; Leptocardii; Amphioxiformes; Branchiostomatidae. Bases 241 to 993 code for a protein of 250 amino acids. The record is from RefSeq and is a predicted model, not a curated record. Gene Ontology annotation, cellular component: membrane.
GUCACAUGAUAGUUUAGGUAAAUAUUGAGAGCGGAAAGGUUCCUCCUGCGACAUAAAACGACGACGACGACAUCGCCAUAGUCUGCAAGUCUGCUGCUACAAUAGCUGACAACCAGUCUUGCACUUAGUACUAUCUAACACAGUAGUGCUCGCUGUCAUCACUGUAUUGUUUCGACACUCCACAUUUGAAGCAAGGCUCAGAACUUUUCGGCACCCUCAAGGAAACUCUACAGAACCAACAUGGCGGAAGGUUUAGGGAUGAACUGCGUCAAAUAUCUGCUUUUCUUCUUUAAUUUUCUUUUCUGGGUUGCUGGCCUGUUCCUGGUGGGUGUGGGGAUCUGGAUCAGAGUUGACGACAACGCACUCAAGAUCCUGCACAACCUGGACAACCUGGACGAGACCGUGGUGUACGCCGGAUGUUACGCUUUCAUUGGCGUCGGUGCGGUGGCUCUGGUCGUCGGAUUCUUCGGAUGCUGCGGGGCGGUCAUGGAGAACAAGUGCCUGCUGGGAACGUUCUUUGCCUGCCUGUUUGUGUUGCUGAUUGCUGAGGUUGGGGUGGCCAUUUAUGCAGUGGUGAAGAAGCCUGAUGCUGAAAAGUUUCUGAAGGAAGGACUGGACAAGAUUGCGGAGAAGAAGUAUCAGGACCUGGACCCUGAGCUGCAGAGGCUGGUGGACUUCUUCCAGAAGGAGUUUAAGUGCUGCGGAAUGAACAGCACCACGGACUGGGCACCUGACUACCCCGACACCUGCAACUGCACUGCAGGUGACACCUGUGAUGCAACAUCCGGCAGGUGGAAGAAGCCAUGCGAUGAGGAAGUCAUCAACAACCUGAAUAAGAACAUUGUCUACAUCGGAGGUGGAGCGCUCGGUGUGGCUCUUAUCAUGGUUCUGGGCAUCAUCCUGUCCUGUAUGCUGUUCCGCCAUGGAAGGCGAGAGGGCCAUGGCCAGCGGCCAGGCGGGUACUUUGGUUCAACCUACAAGGAGUUUGUCUGAGAUUACUCACAGUCAUGUCAGCUAACACAGAUCAGAUUGUGCCUUAAAAAUCUAACAUUUGGGAGUGCUUAAAAUAACAGCUUUUGCGAUCAGCCAAACAGAAAUCUUAACAAGCAAACUACAUUGAAAAAAUACUUUUGACUUGAUGUGCCAUGAAUUUUGUUUCUUGUUUGGUAUACAUCAUUAGUAACUUUACUCAUUCAUAAACAUUUAAAAUCAGAUGUCCCUCCUGUAUAUUUUACAUAUGGAUAAGUCCAUGUCAAAGAUAAAAAAUCUCAGACUGGUUUGAUUUGAUUUGUGUAAGCCCAUUCCUCUGAGAGGAGCAAGUGUUGAUAUUUGAUUUUUCUUCUUUUGUUAAAAAUUGUCUUCGUUGUAUUUGGAGUUGGACCUUGAACUUUAUUGUACUGUUUGGAACAUCAAUUAAGGGUGGCUAAUGAUUGCUGAAGAUUAUUAGUUUUAGGAUUAUAUUUUCUUUGAAAGGAGCUUCAUGUGAAA